GAGAGCGCACCCCUAUUACAUUUAACGUAGGGUCUGUUCACGUGUGGUUGUGUGUCGCUAAUUUUAUUAGUAUCACACACCACUCGAUAUAAUCUUUGUCAAAAAAAUCUAAAAAAAAAAACAAAAAAAUUAUAAAAUAACAAAAUCCCCAUAAAAAUUGCAAACGGUUCUAGAAACAGAAGUGAAAUAGAAGAAAGUUUUUGUGUGUGUGACGUUGGUGUGACUUGGCUGCAAGAUGAAUCCCAGUGGCCCUAGCUAUCCUCUUGCUUCGCUCUAUGUUGGAGAUCUGCAUGCUGAUUGUACAGAGGCCAUGCUGUUUGAGAAAUUCUCAUCAGCUGGCCCAGUGCUGUCCAUCCGAGUGUGCAGAGACAUGAUUACCAGGCGUUCUCUGGGCUAUGCAUAUGUGAACUUCCAACAGCCGGCAGAUGCCGAGCGAGCCCUUGACACAAUGAACUUUGACGUGAUGAAGGGCCGGCCCAUCCGCAUAAUGUGGUCUCAGCGUGAUCCCUCUCUUCGAAAGUCUGGUGUAGGCAAUGUCUUCAUCAAGAACUUGGAUAAAUCCAUCGACAAUAAGGCCAUGUACGACACUUUUUCAGCCUUUGGAAACAUCUUGAGUUGUAAGGUUGCCACUGAUGAGUCUGGUAACUCCAAGGGCUAUGGCUUUGUACACUUUGAGACUGAGGAAGCUGCCAGAAAUGCCAUACAGAAGGUGAAUGGCAUGUUGCUCAAUGGGAAGAAGGUCUAUGUCGGAAAGUUUAUCCCCAGAGCAGAACGAGAAAAGGAGUUGGGAGAGAAGGCCAAAAGAUUCACCAACGUCUAUGUCAAGAACUUUGGCGAUGACUUGGAUGAUGAGAAGCUGUAUGAAAUUUUUUCCAAGUUUGGUAAGAUCACAAGCCAUCGUGUCAUGUGCACAGAGGAUGGAAAAUCCAAAGGGUUUGGCUUUGUUGCCUUUGAUGAGCCAGAGUCUGCUGAGAAGGCUUGUGAUGAACUCAAUGGCAAGGAAAUGAAUGGCAAACAGAUCUAUGUUGGACGGGCUCAGAAGAGAGGCGAGCGCCAGGCUGAACUCAAGAAGAAGUUCGAAAUGAUGAAGAUUGAAAGAAUGAACAGAUACCAAGGAGUCAAUCUCUACAUCAAGAACCUGGAUGACACAAUUGAUGAUGAGAGGCUACGUAAAGAAUUCUCCAACUAUGGCACUAUCACCAGUGCCAAGGUCAUGACAGAAGAUGGCAGGUCCAAAGGCUUUGGAUUUGUCUGUUUCUCCACCCCAGAGGAAGCCACACGAGCAGUUACUGAAAUGAACGGUCGCAUUUUGGUCAGUAAGCCAUUGUAUGUGGCCUUGGCCCAGCGCCGUGAAGACAGGAAGGCCCACCUUGCCUCACAGUACAUGCAGCGUGUUGCUGGCAUGCGCAUGCAGCAAAUGGGACAGAUGUUCCAGCCAGGUGGCACCAGCUACUUCAUGCCCACAAUGCCACAGACCCAGCGUUUCUACACACCACAGAUGGCUCAGAUCAGGGCCACUCCACGCUGGCCUGCACAGCCAGCUGCCCAGGUGCGUGCUGGAGCCCAAGCCACCACUGCAUUCCCCAUGCAGGCAGCUCCAUUCAGGUCAGCACCUCGUCAAGCUCAACCUGGACCCCGCAAUGUCCGUCCCAUGGCUACCGCUGCUGCAGCUGCUGCUGCCCAACAGCAGCAAAUCCCAAAUUUGCUGCAGGCUGCCCGCCCUGUGGCACCCAAUGCAGGAGGAGUGCCACCACCCACUGCACUAUCCAACGCUGCCCGGGCUUCUAACUACAAGUACACUAACAACAUGCGCAAUCCACCAGCAGUGUCUGGUGGCGGACCAGCAGCAGCUGCCUCAGUGGCUCCAGUGGCUCAACCAGCAGUGCACAUCCAGGGCCAGGAGCCACUCACUCCAUCCAUGUUGGCCUCAGCCAUGCCUCAGGAACAAAAGCAGAUGCUUGGAGAGCGUCUCUUCCCGCUCAUCAGGGAAAUCUAUCCUGAGCUUGCAGGAAAGAUCACUGGCAUGCUGCUGGAGAUUGAUAAUUCUGACCUCCUUCACAUGCUGGAGGAUCGUAAUUCUCUCAAGGCCAAGGUUGAGGAGGCUGUGGCUGUGCUCCAGGCCCACCAGGCUAAACAACAGGCAGUGGCUGUGGCUGUGGCUGCCCAGAAGAAGGAUGACAUGUAAGAGUAAUAAGCUGCAGCCAUCUCCACACAUUCUCUAUGCUGUAUUCUUUUUUAGUUUCCUUUUGUGCCCUGUUAUUGGAGUAUCAGUUUUGUUUUAUGGGUUUCAUAUCAAUGGUCAAGAUGUUUAAAAGGCCAUCAUUUUUUUGAUGAUAUGUUGACUCCAAUAGACGAGGCAUAAUUUAGGUUCGACCACAACCACGUGAACAGUCUGUCAAGUAGGUGUCAAUAUACAAAAAAAUCUUAAAAAAAAUCGUAAAAUAUAAAAAACCCGUAAGAUGAGUAACAUUGAAAAUGCUUAUAAUGUAACCUUUAUGUUCAUUAUAAUGCAGUUAUGGCAAGUCUGAACGUAGUCAACAAAGGACAAUGUUAGCAAAGGAUUCCCAAGAUUAUUAGCAAGGAUUCCCAUUUAUAGUUAUGACGGUUCCGACCUGCCACUUUUAAACAUAGUAAAACUACAAAUGCUAUAAAUAUAAAAUGAAAAACCUUUUAUAAAAACUGAAAAUGCCCAACCAACGGGCGAAAAAUCCCAUAACAGUUCGAUCAGUAAAAUGCAAAAAAAUUUUGUGCGAAUAUGUGAAGAGGAUAUUGGCAACAAUAAACUUCUGUUUCUAUAACCUAAAA
Portunus trituberculatus (swimming crab) is the source of this 2805-nucleotide messenger RNA. RefSeq names its product polyadenylate-binding protein 4-like. NCBI's taxonomy places the organism in Eukaryota, Metazoa, Arthropoda, Malacostraca, Decapoda, Portunidae. The record is from RefSeq and is a predicted model, not a curated record. Gene Ontology annotation, molecular function: RNA binding. The coding region runs from base 236 to 2185 and encodes 649 amino acids. The transcript has 4 exons. Gene Ontology annotation, cellular component: ribonucleoprotein complex.